CCCCUUCUCUCCUUCCCGCUUCCCCCUUCCGCGGCGGAGGGAGAGCGAACCCGAGAGGCGGCCCCGGCGGGAGGCACCUCGGCGGGGGAGCGGCAGGCAGUUGGGCAGCCCCCACCCCCCGCGCUCCCCUCCUCCCCCUUUAUUACCCUUUGUGUGCGUCUCCGCCUGCGCCGCUCCGGGGCCGGCCGGGCGCCCGGGGGGCCGCUGAGAUCCUUGUUGAGGAUGGUGGUCAUUGGAGAUAUAAAUAUUGAAGAAUAUCUCACUUACAGACAAGAUCUUUGAAUUCUGUUUCCUUCAGACAGCAAAGGAAGAAGCAGCUUUAUCACAAGAAAACAGGCAAAGAAACAUAAAGACUUGAAGAAACAGCACUUCUAAUUCUUUCCAGAACUUCCAAGACCCACCAGAACCUGGUGGAUUACCUUCCCCAGUCUUCCUGGCUUGAGAUGUAACGUGGGGUGCAGGAGUUCCUCAGAUGAGGGGUGUAGUAAGAGAAGGAGCCAGCCUCAAUGGACAUAGCCCAUUAUCAAGAUCUAAACAGGAGACUGUCUAAAGCAAACCUGAAAGUGCAUCAAGAAUUUUAAGAAGUCUGAAGAUCCCCCAGCAAGACCAUGAGGAGUAAUGUAGCUUGGAAUGAACAAGAUGAACAUAACCACCUCCAAUCUAAUGCUUAAUGAGGAAAAAGGCUGCUUUAUUGGAGCCAGGGAGUCAUGAAAGAAACUCAAGAAGACAACUUGGAUAAUGAACGGAAGAUAAAAAGAAAACAAAAAGAAUGUGGCAUAUAAAGGGUAUAAUACCUGGAGGUAUUAGAUCUGACUCAUAUUUAUAAAAAUGAGACGAGCUUUCACAAAAUACAAGUUAUCUUAGACAGUCCUCAAGCUUGGAGCCAUGCUGUUGAACUAGAAAGUCUCCUUUUCCCCAUUCUCCUUUCUGACAGGUAACAAAGGAUUGGUGAAUUAUGAUUUUCCCAAGUUGGAAGCACUAAUUUUUAUCUAUAUAGUUCAUCCUUAUGAAUAUAUAAGGAGUUAAACAUUGCAUAUUUAAUGUGGAUUAUAAUGGGAAACUGACUCAUUAACAAAAAUGGCCACUUUUAAGGACUUGGUUUCAAACUGAGCUGGAGCCUCCCAAUGCACUUUGUCCAGUUUGGGGAGAGGUGUACUGAAAGGCCUUCUUUGGGAGGCCAUGAUGACAUGUAGUAAAAGGAUAUCAUCUUACUGUUGAUAUCUUUGAAGACUCAUAAACAGAAACAGAAAAAUGAAUGGUGGAAAGGAGUGUGACGGAGGGGACACGGAUGGAGGGCCACCAGCAGUGCAAGUUCCCGUUGGUUGGCAGCGACGGGUGGACCAAAGUGGAGUGCUCUACAUCAGUCCCAGUGGGUCUUUAUUAUCCUGCUUGGAGCAGGUGAAGACUUACUUGCUGACUGAUGGAACAUGCAAGUGUGGCCUAGAAUGUCCUCUUGUUCUUCCCAAGGUCUUUAAUUUUGAUCCUGGAGCUGCUGUGAAGCAGAGAACUGCUGAAGAUGUUAAAGCGGAUGAAGAUGUCACCAAACUAUGCAUACAUAAAAGGAAAAUUAUUGCUGUGGCUACACUUCAUAAAAGCAUGGAAGCACCACAUCCCUCACUGGUUCUCACUAGUCCUGGUGGUGGAACAAGUGCAACUCCAGUAGUUCCUACUCGAGCAGCAACUCCCAGAUCCGUGAGGAAUAAAUCACAUGAAGGAAUUACAAAUUCUGUGAUGCCAGAAUGUAAGACUCCUUUCAAGUUGAUGAUAGGGGCAUCUAAUGCCAUGGGUAGGCUUUAUGUGCAAGAAAUGGCUGGAAGCCAGCAACAAGAACUUCAUUCUGUCUAUCCUAGGCAGAGGUUGGGUAGUAAUGAACUUGGACAGAAGUCUCCGUAUCGUGGCAGUCAUGGUGGGAUGCCCAGUCCAGCUUCAUCAGGAUCACAGAUCUAUGGAGAUGGCUCGAUCUCUCCUAGGACUGACCCACUUGGGAGCCCUGAUGUUUUCACAAGGAACAAUCCCACUUUUCAUGGAGCACCCAACUCUAGUCCUAUUCACAUGAACAGGACACCUCUUUCUCCACCAUCAGUAAUGCUACAUGGUUCUCCCAUACAGUCAUCCUGUGCAAUGGCUGGAAGGACUAAUAUACCUCUCUCCCCUACCUUGACCACAAAAAGCCCAGUAAUGAAAAAACCCUUGUGUAAUUUUUCAGCUGGUAUGGAAAUACCACGAGCAAUGUUUCACCAUAAACCACCCCAAGCUCCACCCCCACCUCCUCCGCCACCUUCUUGUGCUCUUCAGAAAAAGCCAUUAACAUCAGAAAAGGAUCCACUUGGCAUACUUGACCCUAUUCCCAGCAAACCAGUGAAUCAGAAUCCUGUUAUCAUUAACCCAGCUACUUUCCAUUCAAACGUCCACUCUCAGGUACCCGUGAUGAAUGUAAGCAUGCCUCCUGCUGUCGUCCCUCUGCCAAGUAAUCUUCCUUUGCCAACUGUCAAACCUGGUCACAUGAACCAUGGAAGUCACGUUCAAAGAGUUCAGCAUUCUGCUUCAACUUCCCUCUCUCCUUCACCAGUGACAUCCCCAGUCCACAUGAUGGGAUCCGGGAUCGGAAGGAUCGAGGCUUCUCCCCAAAGAUCACGUUCUUCUUCCACAUCAUCAGAUCAUGGCAAUUUCCUGCUGCCUCCAGUAGGGCCACAGCCAUCCUGUACUGGUAUCAAAGUCCCUCCCAGGUCCCCAAGGUCAACAAUAGGGUCACCGAGACCAUCUAUGCCAUCCAGCCCUUCCACCAAGCACGAUGGACUUAAUCAAUACAAGGACAUCCCUAACCCAUUAAUUGCUGGAAUGAGUAAUGUAUUAAAUCCUCCCAACAAUGCAGUUUUUUCUACUGCAUCAGCUGGAAGUGGUUCCUUGAAGAGUCAGCCUGGUUUGCUGGGAAUGCCUUUAAAUCAGAUCUUGAACCAGCACAACGCUGCCUCUUUUCCAGCAAGUAGUUUACUCUCAGCAGCAGCCAAAGCACAGCUAGCAAAUCAAAAUAAACUUGCUGGUAACAACAAUAACAGCAGUAGCAAUUCUGGACCUGUUGCCAGCGGUGGCACCAACGAAGGACACAGCACUUUAAAUACCAUGUUCCCUCCUGCAGCCAACGUGCUGCUCCCAACCCCCCCUGAAGGGCAAAGUGGCCGAGCAGCACUGCGAGAUAAAUUGAUGUCUCAGCAAAAAGAUCCUCUGAGAAAAAGAAAGCAGCCCACCACCACGGUGUUGAGUUUGCUGAGACAGUCUCAGUUGGACAAUUCUGGAGUUUCCAAAGCUGGAUCUGAGUUGAUAAGAAAGCAAAGUCAAAGCUCCUUUCCCAUCAGUUCUAUGUCCCAGCUACUUCAGUCCAUGAGUUGUCAAAGCUCUCACAUGAGCAGCAAUAGUACCACCAGUUGUGGGAGCUCCAAUACUUCUUUACCUUUCUCUGGUAACCAGAUGCAUUUUGCAGACACCAGUAUGAACUCUGGCAGUCUCCAGAACUCACUGGCACAGAGUUUACCCCUGCGAGGGGAAGGUGUGCACUGCCAGAACACAAACACUAACUUUGUCCACGGUACCAGCCCGGGCACCACCAACCAUCUUGCAGGUUUAAUAAAUCAGAUGCAGGCUAGUGGGAACUGUGGGAUGCUCAGUCAGUCAGGAAUGGCUUUAGGAAAUUCAUUACAUCCAAACCCACCUCAGUCAAGAAUCCAGGCAUCCUCCACUCCAGUGAUACCAAACAGCAUUGUUAGCAGCUGUAAUCAAACAAGUCCUGAAGCAGGGGGUUCAGGACCGUCGUCAUCGAUAGCCAUAGCUGGCACCAGCCAACCUGCCAUCACAAAGACAACAUCUGUGCUUCAGGAUGGUGUUAUAGUCACUACUGCAGCUGGAAACCCCCUCCAGAGCCAGCUGCCCCUGGGGAGUGAUUUCCCUUUUGCUGGCCAUGAACAUUCGCUCCAUUUCCCGCAGAACAGCUCUUCAAACAACAAUCUUCCACAUCCUUUGAAUCAAAACCUCCUCAAUUCUCUUCCUAUCUCUUUGCCAGUGAAUCAGCAACAUCUCCUAAACCAGAAUCUAUUAAAUAUACUCCAGCCUUCAGCAGGAGAAGGCAAGUCUGAGGUCAACCUCAACCCUUUAGGUUUUCUCAACCCGAAUGUAAAUGCUGCUUUAGCUUUUCUCUCCAGUGACGUGGAUGGGCAGGUGCUACAGCCUGUUCAUUUCCAGCUUCUAGCAACCCUCCUUCAGAACCAAGCCCAAGCAGCUGCCAUGCUUCCCUUACCAUCUUUCAAUCUGACCAUCUCAGAUUUGCUGCAACAGCAAAACAACCCUUUGCCCACAGUCACACAGAUGCCAGCCCCACCCGAGCAUUUGCCCAGCAAUCAGUCAGAAAGCACCAGGGUGGAGAGCCUCUUAACCAACCCCCUGGGCAACCCUUUACCAAGCUUUUCAGGCACUGACACUACUUCCAACCCCCUGCUCCUCCCAGCUGUCUCUGGGGCCUCAGCAUUAAUGGCCUUGAAUCCCCAGCUGGUGGGAGGUGUCCUCAACUCUGCAUCGGGCAACACCGCAAAUCAUCCAGAGGUUUCCAUAGCCACCUCCUCCCAAGCAACCACUACCACAACCACUACAUCAUCAGCAGUGGCAGCACUGUCUGUCUCCACCCUGGGUGGUGGGACAGCAGUGGUGUCAAUGGCAGAAACAUUGCUGAACAUAUCUAAUAGUGCUGGGAAUCCAUCUGGUCCAGCUAAACUCAACAAUAACUCUGUGGUGCCACAGCUACUUAACCCUCUACUGGGGACAGGUCUGCUUGGUGACAUGUCAUCCUUAAACACUACUUUGAAUAACCAUCAGCUGAGUCAUCUCCAGUCUCUGUUAAACAACAAUCAGAUGUUUCCUUCAAGUCAGCAGCAGCAGCAGCAGCAGCACCUUCUCCAGGGGUACCAGAACAUGCAGGGCUUUCAAGGCCAGCCCCCAAUUCCUGGCCCAACCAAUAACCCAAACCCCAUGGCAUGUCUGUUCCAGAACUUCCAGGUGAGAAUGCAGGAAGAUGCUGCUGUCCUGAACAAAAGAAUGAUCACUCAGAUGGGAAUGGCACCAGUUCCUGAGAGCUCCAACGCAAUGCUUCCUCCUUUCCAAGAACCAUCUUGUGAUUUGCAGCCAAGGACUGAACCAUCCCUUGGACACCAGGCAAAGGAUAACCUCAACGUUGCUGCUCAGGGUGACACAUCAGUGGAUGCCAUCUACAAGGCAGUUGUAGAUGCUGCAAGCAAAGGGAUGCAAGUAGUCAUCACCACUGCUGUUAGCAGUACCACCCAGAUGAGUCCCAUCCCAGCUUUGAGUGCCAUGAGUGCCUUCACAGCCUCAAUUGGUGACCCAUUAAAUCUUUCUAGUGCUGUCAGUGCAGUAAUCCAUGGGAGAAACGUUGCUGUUUCUGAUCAUGAGGGUAGGGUGAGGAACAGCAGAGGAACACGAGUCCUGAAGAAUUCAGAGCACGGUAAAAACUCAAGUGAAGGGGAUGGGUAUGAAUAUUACAAACCCACGAGUUGUAACACACCCAAAAAACAGUGGGAAGGGGAGCAAAGCCCCGUCAGUGAGAUAAACAGGUGGAAAUGUGAGGAGUUUCUAGACCACUCUGCCCACAUCCAUAGUAGUCCUUGUCAUGAGAGGCCCAAUAACAUCUCCACACUGCCAUUACUGCAAGGAGAGCAGCAUCAGAUACUCUUAUCACAGCGAAACUGUCAAAGUGAUAAAAUGUUGGAGGAGAAUUUCAGGUAUAACAAUUACAAAAGAACUAUGAUGAGUUUUAAGGAAAGACUGGAGAACACUGUGGAACGAUGUGCACACUUAAAUGGCAACAGACCUCAGCAGAACAGAGGGUUUGGGGAGUUGCUGAACACUUCUAAACAAGACCUGAUUCUGGAAGAGCAAUCCCCAAGUUCCUCAAAUAGCUUGGAAAGUUCAUUAGUGAAAGACUAUAUCCAUUACAAUGGAGAUUUUAAUGCCAAAAGCAUUAAUGGGUGUGUGCCUAGCCCUUCAGAUGCUAAAAGCAUCAGUAGUGAAGAUGACCUAAGGAACCCAGACUCCCCUUCUUCCAAUGAGCUGAUCCAUUACAGGCCAAGGACGUUUAAUGUUGGCGACUUGGUCUGGGGCCAGAUCAAAGGUCUGACUUCAUGGCCUGGGAAACUGGUCAGAGAAGAAGAAGUUCACAAUUCAUGUCAACAAAACGCUGAGGAGGGGAAGGUGGAGCCAGAGAAGCUGAAGACACUAACAGAAGGUCUAGAAGCUUACAACCGAGCCAGAAAAAGGAACAGAAAAAGUGGAAAGCUAAAUAACCAUUUAGAAGCUGCUAUACACGAGGCCAUGAGUGAACUAGACAAAAUGUCUGGGAACGUCCACCAAAUCCCCCAGGGAGACAGACAAGUGAAGCCUCCAAAACCCAAGAGGAGGAAGAUCUCUAGAUAACAUUGAAUGUCUUUGUUACUGGUCCAGUACUUAUCAGAAUAAACGUGCACAUAAGUCUAGCUUGUAGGUAUUGAUAUAGACGUGGUUAUAUCAAUAUUUAUAUGAAGACAGAUAGAAACCAUCACAGGGUGCUACGUGGAUUAGUGGUACAAUAUUUUUGAUGAUUAGGAGGGAUAGGGGUUGCUGGAUAAGCCAAUCAGAAAUCUUGAGAGGUUGCAGUAACAAUGUCAGAUGAUUACUGAAAUUUUUUUUUUUUUUUCUAUAAUACUAAAAUUGUGAUUAUAAGAAAUAGUCCAAAUGUUUCUGAGAAAUUUUCAUUGUGUAUAUAGAUAAUACAGAAUUUCAUGGUGAUAUCUGAAAUGUAAAUAUUGUACAAUAUUGUCAUGUACAAGCGUACCUAAUGCACACUUUAUCUUUUAUUGUACAAAAAAUAGUGUACAAAAUUCUUUGGUUUCUAUUGAGUACACAUACAAGAGACUACCAGUGUAAAGUGAUAAAUAAAAAUACAGCCUAAAUGCUUUUA
Messenger RNA from Calypte anna (Anna's hummingbird), 6994 nucleotides. It is a transcript of the gene MBD5, whose product is annotated as methyl-CpG binding domain protein 5. The record is from RefSeq and is a predicted model, not a curated record. Gene Ontology annotation, cellular component: chromocenter; nucleus. NCBI's taxonomy places the organism in Eukaryota, Metazoa, Chordata, Aves, Apodiformes, Trochilidae. Bases 1252 to 6471 code for a protein of 1739 amino acids. Gene Ontology annotation, molecular function: chromatin binding; DNA binding. The transcript is spliced from 15 exons.